This is a messenger RNA of Hyalella azteca, 3353 nucleotides long. RefSeq names its product sodium- and chloride-dependent glycine transporter 1. The coding region runs from base 324 to 2450 and encodes 708 amino acids. Gene Ontology annotation, biological process: sodium ion transmembrane transport. The record is from RefSeq and is a predicted model, not a curated record. NCBI's taxonomy places the organism in Eukaryota, Metazoa, Arthropoda, Malacostraca, Amphipoda, Hyalellidae. Gene Ontology annotation, cellular component: membrane. The transcript is spliced from 15 exons.
UUACUACUAAUCAUUCAAAUUGAAAAAAAUCCUUUUUAGUUUUUGAAAUUCAAUUAUCUCGUUUUUAGAUUUAAUGGCGGGUGCAGAAAUAUCUGUUAAUGGAAACUUCGUGAGUCGUGACUGGAUACGUUGUCCUCAUUAUUAAACCACGACGAUUAAGUUUCCACUAUCAAUUUAUAUGAUUUUGUUCCCAGAAAGUUACUCGGAAUGACGAUUGCUUGAGAACUUCGUGAGCUAUGGUUAAGUGCUGCAGAUUAUUUGUUUAACCAGAAAUCGUAAGCUUGGCUAAAAUUGGAAGAUAGAACUGUGAUGAAAUUUAUUUCAUGAAGCGUUCAAAGUUUCCGGAUUCCUUAUCUCGAGCUAAGGAGCGGGCCGAAGACUACGGUGCCAUGAAGGAGGUCAAGUUGGUGACUGCUUCUGUUCAUUUCUCUGGAUUUAAAAAGAGCACCACGAAGCUGGUGUCGGAUGCUAAGGACAUCCGCAUAACUGUCAACAAGACGGACGGGGAAGAGGUGAUGGCUGACUCCGGAGCUCCAGUAGACAGGGGAGCAUGGGACAACAAACUGGAGUUUCUGCUGUCGUGUCUCUCCUUCGCUGUUGGUCUGGGCAACAUUUGGCGCUUCCCGUAUCUGUGCUACAGGAACGGAGGAGGAGUAUUCCUGAUACCGUACGUAGCGAUGCUGCUCACCACGGGCCUGCCGCUGUUCUUCUUCGAGCUCUGCCUGGGCCAGUUCGGCCAAGAAGGCCCACUCACCAUCUGGAAGAUCUGUCCUCUCUUUACCGGCCUCGGCUUAAGCAUGGUGAUGGUGGCGUUCUUCAUCGGCCUUUAUUACAAUGUGAUCAUCGCGUGGGCGUUCUUCUACCUCUUCUCUUCGUUCACGGCCAGCCUGCCUUGGGCUUCAUGCGACCAUUGGUGGAAUACUGAGGCCUGCAGAAGGUUUGAUAGCAAAAACUGCACACUGCACGACGGCCUGAUGGCCAUGAACGGCAGCUGCUACUACAGGGACGAAGUGACGCCCGAACAGUGGCGUCACCUCAACGCCACGUUCAUGCAGAGCAAACUGCCUGCUGAUGAGUACUUCCACAACUUCAUGCUGGACAUCUCGGAGGGCUUCCACGAGGAAGACGGCCACCACCUACAGUGGCACCUGAGCCUGUGCCUCAUCUUAGCUUGGGUCGUGGUUUUCCUGGGGCUCUUCAGGGGGGUCUCCGGCAUGGGCAAGGCGGUAUACUUCACGGCGCUGUUCCCGUACUGCGUGCUGCUCAUACUCUUCGCACGAGCGGUCACACUGGACGGCUACUCUAAUGGCAUCGCAUUCUACCUCACGCCCAAGUGGGAGAAGCUACUCGAAGUUAAGGUGUGGGCGGAUGCCGCCAUGCAGAUAUUCUUCUCACUAGGCCCAUGUUGGGGCGGCCUCAUCACGCUAGCUUCGUAUAACAAGUUCAACAACAACUGCCUCAGAGACGCCCUCACCAUCACGGUGGCCAACUGCCUCACGAGCUUCUUCGCUGGCUUCGUCAUCUUCGGCAUCGUCGGCUUCAUGGCGCACGAGAUGGGCGUCCCGGUGGAGGCCGUGGCUGCUCAGGGCGCGGGCCUGGCGUUCAUCGCGUAUCCCGAGGCGGUGGCGCGGCUACCCAUCUCGCCGCUGUGGGCUAUCCUGUUCUUCGUGAUGCUCCUCACGCUGGGCCUGGGCUCGCAGUUCACCAUCGUGCAGACCGUCAUCACUUCCGUCGUCGACGUCUUCGAACUCAGAGAACAUUACAUGAAAGUGUGCGUCGGUAUGUGUGUUGUGGGCUGCUCUCUGGGCCUCUCGAUGUGCACUAAGCACGGCAUGUACAUCCUUCAGCUGCUAGACGACUACUCGGGCACCUACAGCGCCCUCAUGAUAGGUGCCAUCGAGUUGACGGUUGUAUGCUGGGUGUACGGAAUCGACAAUUUUAUGGAAGAUAUCAAGAAGAUGCUCGGCGACUACCCCACCCUAAAGUAUUACUGGAAAGCUACUUGGUGCUUUCUCACUCCGCUCAGCGUCGUUUUGAUACUGGUAUUCACAUUCGUGGAUUAUUCGCCGUCUUCCUACGGCCACUACGCCUACCCGACGUGGGCUAACGUCCUCGGCUGGUCGAUUUCAUUCACGUGCAUCGCAGCCAUACCCAUCAGGGCCGUGAUCCUCGUCUCGACCAAGAGUGGACCGGUCUGGGCGCGCAUCACGGCUCUGUGCCGGCCAACCGCCGGCUGGGGGCCGCCCGACGGACACAAAGACGGCCGCGAACUGCCCCCGAUCGACUCGCGGACACCACUUGCACUGGAGGACGAGGAGUACGAGAUGGAGCCUGAGUCGUCCUCUCAGCGAGCUACGAGGAACUGGUCAGCUCAGGCGGACGAAGAUGACGAGGAAGAAGAGGAGGAGGAGGAAGACGGCUUGCACAUGAAGCUUGGCUCCAGGAAAUAAGCGCUUGUUGUCCUGAUGAAGACGACUCGGCUCCAAGAAACAAGCCCCUGAUGCCCACGAUUUGAUGGAAAUAUCUUUAUUUUUCGCAAUAUGUCCAAUGAUAUGGAGAAAUAAGCCUUGAUCCUGUUGAAUUCCUCAGUCGUCGGAUAUUUCAAUGACAAGCCAGGCAACGUGACGUUUCAGUGACUCGGAACGUAAUGAGAUAUCAAUCUUGACUCGAUGAAGAAGUUUCACGCGCGGACGAAAGAGUUUCACUCGUCGACAAUUCUUCAGAGAUAAGUGGAAAAGAUGUUGUAAUCCUCUUAUUUGGGACUUUUGAACUAAUAGGCAUCGACCGGUAUUCAUAUAAAUGAGCUCGAUUCUGCUACCAAACGAACAAUGGUUUCCAAUUCUCUUCUGUGUGAAAUGUCUAUAGCGAAAAUUGAGCUCAGAGUGCGACAACUCAACAUUGUAUUCAGGCUCUGAAGUGUUCGUAGUAGCCGCGGAACUUCAAAAAUCCUCUAUUGAUCUCUGUACUCCACAGUAUAGUUCAUGAUAAUUUUUUAGUGUGAUUUUGGUCGGUUGGCGUGCAAGAAGCACAUUAGUGGAAAAUUGUUAUAAUGUUUGGACUUGUGUCUGCUGAAAGUUGUCUAUAGGAAUAAACGAAGUGUUGAUAGUGUUUUAACGUGGUAAUUGUUCCUACUAUUGUGUCGGUAGUUUAUUAAUUUGUUUUGAUUGAUGAAUUGUUAUGGUUUUGCUCAUGCCUUGAUAAUGGCUCGAGUUUAUCUAAUUGUUGCGAAUGUUCAAGUUAAAAUUAUUGAAUUGCGCGUAAAUUAAUAUUUUUCUGUAGCAAGGCGAAGGAGAAAUUUAGAACGAUACCAUAGAAUCGAAUCAAAUUUUUUAUAUUUUAAUUAUUAAGCUGAA